This is a messenger RNA of Zonotrichia albicollis (white-throated sparrow), 5638 nucleotides long. Lineage: Eukaryota; Metazoa; Chordata; Aves; Passeriformes; Passerellidae. The record is from RefSeq and is a predicted model, not a curated record.
GGCGGCGCGGCGGGCCCGGGCCGUGAGGAGCCGGGCCGGGGCCUGGUCAUUUGGAAAGAACUGUCACCAUGGAAGACCAGGAGAUCAGUUUUAGUGAGGGAGAACAGCAAAUGUCUCCUCUAGUGUUCCUAGAGGAGGAGGAAGAAAGACAAGAGGAGGAAGAAGAAAAGGAAGAGGAAAGCAAAGAAAGAGAAGAAGAGGAAGAAGAAAGAGAAAAAGAAAGGCUAGAAGAGGAAGAAGGAGAAAGACAAGAAGAGGAAGAAGGAGAAGAAGAGGAGGAAAAAGAAAGAGAAGAAGAGGAAGAAGAACAAGAAGAGGAAGAAGAGGAAGAAGAAAGAGAAGAAGAGGAAGAAGAACAAGAAGAGGGAGAAGAAGAGGAAGAUGCAGCUGAUCAGCUCUUUGACUUGGAAAAACACUGGGAAGAAUAUGAGCUGGAAGAAGAGCUGGAUGUUGGUGACAAGAUGGAAAACAAGGACACUUUUGAAGAGGCUGGAGACCAGUCUGAUUCUACCAUUCAAAGGCAAAGCUCAGAACACUCUUUGGGCAAAACUGGUACCAUUCAGCCUCUGAAGUCUGCAGACAGAAUUCACUUAUCAGCCUCACUGAGAAGCCUCCAAUUGUUCAAUGACAAAGUCAAGGAAAAGAAACUGAUGGUCCAAAAAACCAGUGACGCGCUGAGUGCCUGUCGGCUGCGGAGCAACAUGCUGGCAAAGCAGCUGGAUCAUGUAGACAUGGAAAUAGAGAGAGAGGAGGAGGCUGGCAAUGUCGCAGCCGUGUCCCGCCUGCAGGCCGUGAGCAGCCGCCUGUGCGCCGAGCUGGAGAGAGAGAGGGAGCUGGAGCUGAGCCUUGCUCUGACACUCAAACAAAACCUGCUUGAGAUGUGGCAGAUAGAAACUGAACAGGAAAAACACGACAUCCUCCAUGAAAAACUUCAAAAAGAUGAGGAGGAGCUACAGAUGCAAUACCAGGAGGAGAGAGAAGUGAGGAUUUGGAAGGAAAAAAUAACAGCCCUGCAAGCAGAAGGAACACGUCGGACUCGAGAGAAAAGAGAGAAGGAAGCCCAGAGAGAACGUGAAGAAAGAAAUAAAAAACUCCUCGAGGAUGCCAAAAGGAACCAUGAGAAAGCAGUCUGCUUCCUGAGGCAAAGCAUGGCCAGAAUUCAUGAACAAAAUGCAAAGGAAGAAGCGAAAGCUCAGGAGCAUAUGGAGAGAAGGAUCCAAGCUGUGCUUUCCCUGAAAACCAGCAUCACUUCCAACAGGGAAAAGCUCCAAACUCUCCAGGUUUUGAACAAAGCAAAGGCCUUGGAGGCAAAGAAGGAGGAGAUGAAGAUGAGGGAGGCCAUCCAAGCAGAAGGAGGCAAUGUUAUCAAGAAAAUUUUUCUCCAUAAACGACAGCAAGAACAGGAGAAAAGGAAAGAAGCUUUUAGAGAACAGCAGAAGUCAAGAAAAAUGGAGAUUGUGGCUCGAAUUUUGCAAGAAAGAGCUCCUCCUCACAAGCAGAGCAAAAGUCAGUCCCCUGCUAAGGCAAUUAAGGCUCGUGGUAAACUUGAGGAUCCUUUACUGCAGAGCAGGAAAGCCUGGCAAAGUGAGGAGACCUGCAAACAUGCAGAUGGAGAAAUAUCAGAGCUGGGGUGGCCUCCAUUAGUUCAUUCCUCGGCUGGGGAGGGAACUGCUUCCCAAGGAGAGAGUUCUGAGGACACAGCCCAGGAUGUGCUCCAGGAAAGUGGUGAUGAGGACACAGAGAGGGACAAGACCCUGCUGGUACCUGAGUUCCCAGGACUUUGGAAUCUGGAAUUUGACUUGCACAAGGUGGCCAAAAUUGAAGAUCCAACACAGUUGGCUCUCAGGACAAUAAGGACACAAAUGGCUAAGAAAGAAAAGGAGAAACUCCAGACUGGAAUUCUUUACAAGCAAAGUGUGCCUGCUCAGGAGCACAAGGGCUGUGCCUUCCACAGCAAACCCAGCUGCAUUCAUUUCAAGGAUUUUGAUGUUGGUCAAAUCUACAAAAAGAAGAUAAUUUUGACAAAUGCAUCCUACAGUGUUAAUUACUGCAGGCUGGUGGGAAUCAGUGAAUGUCUCAAGGACUCCAUCAGUGUUCAUUUUGACCCACCUGGCAAAAUGUCUUCUGGGAUGUCCUGUGAGUUCCUGGUAACAUUUAAGCCAAUGAUAAAUAAAGGGCUGGAAGGAGCAAUCAUGUUUAUGGCCCAGACAGGUUCUUUUUCUGUUCCACUGAAAUGCACGGUCAAAACCUGCAUGCUGGCUCUGGAUAAGGAGCUCAUUGACUUUGGCAGCCUUGUGGUGGGAGAGACAAUUUCACGGCCCAUCACCCUGACAAACAGCGGCGCUCUGGGAGCCACAUUCCGAGUCUGGGCGUCACCAGGUGCCACAAGUUCCCUCAGAGCAGCAGCAAAAGCUGCUCCUGCUAUCGUGGUCACUGAAUAUCCCAGUGACUCUGAAGAGGAAAAGGAAGGCAGCACAGGCCCUGUGGCAGCUGGGGAUCCAAACCAGAGCUGUGCUGAGCCCAGGGAGGGAAUGACCCCCAGUGCAGCCCAGGAGCCCAAGAGAAGCAGUGCCACAGAACAACUUGGUCCAGGAGAAUUAAAUACCAGAUCACAUCUGGACAGAGACAAUGAAGAUAAUUUAAUGGAAGUUUCUCCUGAAGAAAUACCAGUUGAAAUUAUGCUUGGAAAGGUGACUGAGGGUGAGAUUGGACCCUUCAGCUCAGUGAAAAUCCCAGUGCUGUUUGUCCCAGCUGUCCCUGGGGACGUGAGGGCAGAGUUUGUGAUCCUGUUUGACAACCCAGACUGCAAACCAAGCAACAACCACGCUGCGUUUGAAGUUUGAGGUGUGCAGAGAACUGAGCAAGCACAUGGAGCUGCUUCCAAAAACAGGCUACAUCCGGGCUCAGUCAUCCCUCAGUGCCCAGCUCAAGUUCCUGCCCAGGCAGUCCCUUCCUGAAGAUGCAGGGAGUUAUUUCAAUGCAGAGACAGGAAUCCUGGAGGCCCCAGUGACAAUCCUGAUCAUGGACAAGGCUAAAAAAGUGAAUUUUACUGUCCAUGCCAUUGUUACUACUUCUGAUUUGGAAAUCAGCCCAGCACAGAUCAGCUUUGGGUACUGCACGAUCUACGAAGCUGUGCAGGCAAAUGUCACCCUAACAAACAAAUCCAUCUUGCCACAGGAGUUUGGAUUUGUGGGACUGCCAGAGUUUGUUGAAGUUCAACCCAACGAUGGAUUUGGAAUUAUUCUUCCCCUGGAAAGCCUGACACUGGACAUAAUCUUUAAAGCCACCAAGGCAAAAGAGUACAGCUUUGAGCUCACCUGCAGGACAGAGAUCAACAGACAAUUCAAGCUGUCAUGCAAAGCAGUUGGAGUCCACCCACCUCUUGAAUUGUCUCAUUCCUUGGUUCAGUUUGCUGCUACAGCCCUGAACUCGGAGUCUUCAGCCACGGUGGAUGUGCUGAGCUCCCACCCUGUGCCCCGGACGGGCACGGGCAGCCCUGGCCCUGCUGGCCCCGCUUCCUUUGAGUUCCACGUGCCCCAGGAGUGCCCUGUGGGCAUCGCUCCCUCUGUGGGAACUGUGCUGCCCGGGCAGAAAAGCUCCGUCCGAGUGUCCUUCAGGCCGGCGCUGCCCGAGCAGCUCGUCAGGGAGGAGGCAGCGCGGAGGCUCAGCACAGCAGCUGUGCCACAGGCAGCAGCACAAAUUCCCAGUGAUCCCCCUCAGUCUCCAGUGGGCAAAAAGAAGAAAGAUUCAAAGAAAGAACAAAAAGAACGAAAUAAAUCGAGUGUUUCCAUCUCCAGAGGAAGGGCUGGAAGCAGGAAAAGCCUGGCUUCUGUACAUAGCCCUGAAGAGCCAAAACCAGAAGAGUUAAAGCCUGAUUCUGAUGCUUAUAGGGCAGCCCAGGCUUUCCUGACGAGGAGUUUCAGAGGGAGUUUUAGCAAAUACAUCAUCCCAUGCUCUGUUGCAAGUGGCCAUGCCAGUGGAGAGGAGGGCUCUGGGAGCUUGACCUGCAGCCCUCACAACACCUUGUACCUGGAGCUGCACUGCCCUGCUGUGGCCCCUCCUGUGCUGAUCAUGUCAGACUCUGGGAUCAACACAGCCAAUUUUGGGGAUGUUGCUGUAGGCCACAGGAUGAUGAAGAGAAUUACAGUAGAAAACAUCUCCCCAGGGAAGCUGGAGCUGGGAUUCUCAGUUCUGAAUCCCAAUGGCCCCUUCCUGUUGGUCAGAGCAGUUGGAACACUUGAGCCAGGUGAAAACAAACCCCUGAUCAUCUCUUUUUGUCCAACUGAGGAUAAAUGGUUCUUGGAAACUCUGGACAUCCAGGUGGCACAGAGCAACCUGAGCCUCCCCCUGUGUGGGCACGGGGUGGUGCCCAGCACUGAGUGCUCCGUGGGAGAGGUGCUGGACAUGGGAUACGUCAUGGCCAGGGACACCGUGACUGCCACAGUGCAGAUAAAGAACACUUCCAGCAUGACCCUGCUGUUCUCUGUGCAACUGGAGUCGCUCUCACCAACGCGGGACAGAGACCGGCAGAAAAUCCCCUCCUUUCUCACAUCCUCUCUGCAGAGAACAGAGAUUGUUGGAACACAGAACUAUAAUGGCUUCAGUGUGUUCAGGGUCUCUCCAACAGAAGGAAAAAUCGAGGCUGGGAUGAGCCAGGAUCUUGUGGUUACCUUCAGUCCUGAUCACGAAAGUCUCUACUACUCCGACCGUCUCAAGGUUCUGCUCUUUGGCAAGCACACAGCCCACGAGGUCCAGCUGAAGGGAGCAGCCCGGGAUCACCUCAUGUUUGUGGAGGGGGGAGAGCCCCUGGAUGUGCCCGUGGAGUCCUUGGCUGUCACCCCAGCUGUGGCACCACAGGAAGCACUGGGAAAAGGGCCACAAGAAGCAGUGAGGUCCCUUCUCCUGCUCCUGGAGUUUGUGGAGGGCUCAGCAGAGCCAGCCAGGGCAGAGAUCACCGUGGGGGCCAUUCAAAGUCCUCAGAUGGCAGCCAGGAAGAGCGUGGAGUUCAGCCUGGACAGCGGCCCCGAGCUGCGGCGGGCGGGCUUUGUGUGGGAUGGCACAAUGACCCGUGUCUCCUGUGUCCACAAGACCAGGCUGGUUUCUGUGUGGUUCUCUCUGCAGACCAGUGACCCCCCUCUGGUGUCAGCCCUGCUGACUGUGAAAGGGGACAUCACAGAGUGCUACCGAGUCCUGCUCAUGGCCAGAGUGGUGUCUGCAGCUGCUCCCACUGCCUGAGGCGUCAGGCAAAUGGAAGAAGAUGGAGGUUCCAUUCCUGGGAGGUCUCUGCUGGAACAUGGGAGGAUUUUGAGGUUGUUGCAAAUUAGUGAGGGCAGCAGGGACAUGGGAAGGAAGGGCCAUGUAACAUUUCUGCUGUUUCACCCAAAGUUCUCUGUAAACUCCGGUGUCAGUAGCUUAAUUUUCCAGCUGACUCUGUGACAAUAAUCUUGUGUUAGAGGGAAGAAUUCCUGAGGGCCCCCAGCAGCUACAGCUGCUGUUAAUCCCAAGUCUCCCAAAGUCAUCCCACCAGGAGGAAUAUUCACAUCAGUGAGUUUCUAUCUUUAUCCAAUUUCAGAUGCUUUUUGUAGGAUUUGGAAAGGCCUUGACUUUUUCUAAGACCAGAAUAAAGUUUCUUAUUCAA